Molecule: messenger RNA, 1809 nt
Organism: Ambispora leptoticha
Lineage: Eukaryota; Fungi; Glomeromycota; Glomeromycetes; Archaeosporales; Ambisporaceae
Source: the annotation of a GenBank genome assembly
AUGGACAAAGAAAACCUUGAGUUACAGCAGACACUAACAAAAGAACUGCAUAAUAGACCUUCAAUCAUAACUUCACGAAGAAAUUCUAUUCCUGUUGAAUAUUUUAAUGUGAAUAACGCAACUGAAGAUAUAGAAAUUGAACAGCCAAAAAUUGCUGUAGAACCUUCGACAACGAAACUUACUAUAACACAAUCAAGUCAAAAAAGUGACGAAUUACAAGAAUCAAACGCCGUAAAAGUAAAUGAUAUUGAUAAUAUGAUUUUUGACAUUAUCUCCUCACCAUCACACGAGUUAUUGAAUACAGAUCCUUCAUUAACGGAAGUCACUCUCACAAAAUCCAACCUAGUUACUUAUGCCUUGAAAGCUGAAAUUUUUCAUGAUAUAUACGACAGCACCGAAGCUGUUAAUCUCACUACUAGUAAUGCUAUAAAUAACAAUGACGAGUAUGAAACUAAAGAAAAUUCACCAGUUAUUGAUAUGGCAUCGUUCAAAGUUGAUGAAAUCCCCGUUUUGAAAGAUUCUUCAUCAGGUGAAAGUAGUUUCAAGACCCCCGAUUCAUCUACGAAUGAUAAUACUAAAGAUAAUGUUCCCGUUAUCUCUGAUUUUUCUAAGGUAUCCAAAGUUAAUUGUGGAUCUUCAGCAGGAAUUAUUGAAACAACAUUAUUGGUGAUGCCUAUCGAAGUUUCAUCUUUAAGAGAGCAUGAAUUUGGAGAAAUUCAAAAUCCAGCUAUCGAUGACAUUAAAAGAGAAUCAAAAGAAAACUGCAUGUUGACCAUGAAUAACGAUCCGUUUAAGAAAGAGCCGACAAAUCAUUCCAAAAAUACCAAUCAAAGUAAUACAAAGGCAGAUUUUGGUGUCAACAUUGUACUUUCGAAGGAAUCAAAGUCCCAUAAAAAUAGAGUUUCAACUGCAACUACGGGAACUAUAUCACUAGAAAUUGAUACGAGUUCACACGCGAUGCCUACUACCAUAGGAAAUUUGAAUACAAGUAAUUCUGAAAAUGAUGGAAUGGUGAUUAGAUCAAAAGUUAAAUACGAAGAUAAAAAUUCUUCAACAGUGAAUGAAGAGACGAUAUCAAUUGCAGUCAACGCUUCAUCAAGUAAAAACUACAUCAAUAACAAUGAAAACGAUAUGAAUAUCAUAAAAACUAGAUCAAAAGUUAAAUCUAGUGAAGUUCUUAAAACGAAACCAAGCAACAGUAGCUUUUCAACUAUCUUUACUACUUCAAAAAGCCAAAAAAAUGGCGCAUUAUCUCAAAGAGGACAAAAAAGAAAACAUACGGAUUCUAGAAUUAGCACAGAAGAGACCAUUUUAGCAUCGCGAUCAAAUAUUGAUACUAGGAUUGGUAGCAGAUAUGAAAUGCGAAGUAAAGAGAAAAGAGAUAGAAAUACACAAAAUCUUCAAAUUAGUGAUGAGAUGAAGGUCAAGCUAAUAGAUGAUUGGGAAUGGAUAACAACACAGUAUCAGCUUGUUCCUUUGCCAAAAUCAAGAACUGUUGAGAACAUACUUGACGAUUUUUAUCAAUAUAAGAAAAAGUUUGACCCAAAAAGUUCAAGAGAUGAUCCCCAAAAAAAUGGUGAUCCCCUUUGGCAAGAUUUAGAAGGCCUAAAGAUUUACUUUAAUGAAGCUUUAGAGGCUAGGCUCCUUUAUAGGGCGGAAAGGGCGCAAUUAUACGAAUUCAAAGAGGAAAACGUAGGGGUUGAGUGCUCAACUUAUUAUGGCGCUGAGCAUCUUUUACGUCUAUUGGUAAACAUACGUGAAGAAAAAGCCUUUGAAUUAAAGGAAUUGUGCGAAGAGUUGAUAAGGUGA